Impatiens glandulifera is the source of this 1588-nucleotide messenger RNA. Its product is annotated as rho GTPase-activating protein 2-like. The transcript is spliced from 4 exons. The record is from RefSeq and is a predicted model, not a curated record. Gene Ontology annotation, molecular function: GTPase activator activity. The coding region runs from base 60 to 1358 and encodes 432 amino acids. Gene Ontology annotation, biological process: signal transduction. Lineage: Eukaryota; Viridiplantae; Streptophyta; Magnoliopsida; Ericales; Balsaminaceae.
CUCAUAUUCAAAUCUCAUUUCCCCUCUUCUUCUUCAAAACCUAGAAAGAGAAAAAAAAAAUGACAGGAAUAGUAAUGGUUACAAAGGGCUGCGGUGGAAUCGGGAUGGGUAUUGGAAAAGGAAACCAAAACCAUGGUAGUAAUGAAGAAGAAGAACAAGGAAGAGAACAAAGUCAACAGCUUUCUCUAGUAGCUCUCCUUGUAUCUGCUCUUAGAAAAUCAAUGGUUUCUUGUCGUAUAGAUCGAAACGACCAAGUCAUCUCCACUGUUCAUCAAAUGGAAAUCGGUUGGCCUACAAACGUCCAGCAUAUAGCUCAUGUCACAUUCGACCGCUUCCAUGGUUUCUUAGGUCUUCCCGUUGAAUUCGAAGUUGAAGUCCCUUGCAAACCCCCAAGUGCAAGCAUCAGUGUGUUUGGAGUUUCAGCAGAAUCGAUGCAGUGUUGUUUUGAUUCAAGAGGAAAUAGUGUACCCACCAUUCUUUUACUAUUGCAAGAGAAGCUCUAUACACAGUUAGGAUUAAAGGCUGAAGGGAUUUUCAGAAUUAAUCCGGAGAAUAGUAAAGAAGAACAAGUUAGAAGUCAGCUAAACAGAGGUGUGGUUCCAGAUGAUAUUGAUGUUCAUUGUUUGGCUGGUUUAAUCAAGGCUUGGUUCCGGGAACUUCCUUCUGGUAUUCUCGAUGGUCUUUCGCCGGAGCAAGUCCUGCAAUGUAACAAUGAGGAUGAAUUUGUUGAUCUUGUGAAUCAGCUGAAACCCACUGAGUCUGCAUUGCUCAAUUGGGCUAUUGAUCUCAUGGCUGAUGUUGUUCAACAAGAGGAAUUCAACAAGAUGAAUGCCAGAAAUAUUGCCAUGGUUUUUGCUCCUAACAUGACUCAGAUGUCGGAUCCAUUAACAGCAUUGAUGCAUGCUGUUCAAGUGAUGAAUUUGCUGAAGACAUUGAUUCUUAGAACUCUAAGAGAGCGCGAAGACGAAGAUAGAGCUGCUAAAGUGGGUAACUUAUCCCCAAUGUCUAUUCAUUCGUAUGAUGAUCGUCAAAGUGAGGAGGAAAUGGAUACUAGCUGCGAAUUGAGAGGACCCAUAUCAGAAUUUGAAGAAGAUAAUCCUUAUUAUAGUCAAGAUGGAACUGGAGAGGAGAACGAGAAAGAUGAAAUGGAGUCACUGGCGGGAGAGAUUGAAGAAUGUUUCUCACAACAAUUUGACGAGGAUUCGCCCACAAGUGCUAUAAGUGAUGAAGAAGAUAGUUCGAUUAUUGUUCUUGAAGAAGAGGACUUGAAGAUCAGCACAUCCAAGAAAAUGGAAAGCAGAGAUCAUGAAGAUGGUGAGAUUGAAAUGGAGAGCAACUAUCAUACAACCUUUGGUUGAUUGAUUGUUUGAAAUCUAAUUAAAUUGCAAGUCUUUUGCAUAUGAUUGUUGAUCUAGUUAGGUUUAGUAUUAUUGAAAUCUGCUGGUUUCAGUUGUGUCCCAUUUUGGAAUUUGCUUUCUGUAAAUGGUUAAUCUUAUUGUUAUUAGAAUUGGGUUGUAGGAUAUGUGUUUGUUUUGUUGUAAACUUAGUUGUUCAUCUCAUUUAUAAGCUCAAGAAAGACAUUUUAUGC